Molecule: messenger RNA, 5635 nt
Organism: Daphnia magna
Lineage: Eukaryota; Metazoa; Arthropoda; Branchiopoda; Diplostraca; Daphniidae
Product: pregnancy zone protein
Exons: 27
Coding region: 1-5385 (1794 amino acids)
Cellular component (GO): extracellular region
Molecular function (GO): endopeptidase inhibitor activity
Source: RefSeq, a predicted model, not a curated record
AUGGCCAAAAUCUGCAUACCGUUGGUGUUCUUACUGUGGGACAUUGCCUUAACGCUGGCAAUGCGGGGAUACGUGCUGACAGGACCAAAGAGUCUUCUCUCCAACAGUGUCGAAACUUUUUGCGUUUCUAUUGAAGGCAGCUAUACGAUAGCCAAUUGCACUUUGGAUCUAAUGGCAAGAGAGGGUGAUGAGGUAUAUGCAUCGUCCAGUCGCCGUAUUAAAGAUCCAAAAGAUUGCAUCAAACUGCUGGUGCCCGUUACUGGCGAAUCGAUUGCUCGCUUGCGCUGGCGAAUGCGGUUUGAAAAUUUAGCCAAUUACACGGUCGACAGCAUGAAAGAAGUGGCACUAAGGCAACCCGAGACCAUCCACUUGAUUCAAACUGAUAAGGCUUGGUAUACUCCAGGCCAGCUGGUCCGCUUCAGGAUUCUUAGUCUGAAUCACAUCCUGUUUCCUAUACUAGACCUGGUUAAGCGUGUUUGGGUAGAAGAUCCAACUGGGGCAACUAUAGUCCAAUGGACGAAUUUGACCACGGCUCACGGCAUCCAUCAGUUAGAACUGCAACUGUCUGUCGAGCCUGUUCAAGGUGUAUGGAAAAUUCAAAUGGAAAGAGAAUCACACGAAAGAGGUGUUCAGUAUUUCGAAGUGCGCGAAUACGUCUUACCGAAAUUCGAAGUCAACAUCAAUGCGCCAUCGUUCAUCGCCUAUAACACGGAAAGAGAUCAAUCUGUUCAGAAAAUUCAGAUCUCCAUCUGCGCAAAGUACAGCUACGGUCAACCAGUGCGUGGCAACGUAAGAGCCAACAUUAAAGUGAAAUCCGAUUCUCGGUAUUCCCACCGACGUUAUUUUAUGACACCAAUGCCAGUCAUCGACUUCGAUAGGACUGGUGCCUUGAACGGGGACACUGGUUGCUACAUCCUCAAACUGCCAGGCGAUCAAAUUGGUAUUUCCACUUAUAGCGGAUCCAUCCAAAAGAGUCUUCAAGUCUUAGCUGUUGUAACCGAACAGGGUACUGGGAUCGAAAUGAACAGUACUUGGAGCACAGAAAUUCAACGUCAGACAAUGUCCAUCGACAUCGCGACUUGGAGCAGCAGCACCUUUAAAAGCGGUUUGCCUUACUACGGGAAAGUCAAAGUGACCACGGCUGAUAAUCAGCCAGCUGUGGGUACCGCCGUCGAAAUUUGCGCCAACCCUACGAUCGUUCGUGACGAAAAUGAGUACGACAAAAAAGAGAAAAAUCAGCAAAAGCCCAAUGGAAAGCGCCCAAGCGUCAGCGAUGCUCCAAAGUACUGCUCUCUCCGUGAAGCUGAUGCAAACGGAUUUGUCAGUUUUGAACUGCUACCUAGUGAGCCGGACAUAACUGAAUAUAAUAUCAAAGCUACGGUACCUUCUCCGAGGAGGAGCCGCCGUGCCAUAGGUCCUCAACUAGAUGUCAUUACCGAGGCCCAAUUGAAUAUUCGCAGUCUGUACUCACCCAGUAAAAACUUUAUGGUCUUUGUGCCGCCUCCAAAUUAUCCGAAAGCUGUUGCUUGUCUCUCCGUCCUUCCGAUCAAGCUCUAUUUCACUGCAGAUAAGGACAUCAACUUUAAUGUUCACUACGUGGUAAUGGCGAGGGGCGACGUGAUGCAUACAGGUGUGAAACAAGUCAAAUUCCGCGAAGAAGACAACAUCGAUUUGAGUUUGGGAGAAACGCUGCUCAACAAACGUGACAACGGUGGAUCAGAGUUGGAUUCAGACGUGGAAGCUUCCUUGAAACCCGUCGGAGAUUUGGAAUUUGAAAUUGAAAUCCUUCCGGAAUUCGCACCUAAAAUAUCUUUACUGGCCUAUUAUGUGCGCGAUGACAGGGAAAUGGUCACAGCUCACAUCGAUAUACCCAUCGAGAACUGCUUCCCAAAUCCAGUGAAAUUGUCUUGGUCAUCAACGAGAAAGCAGCCCGGUCAGAAUAUUACCAUGAAUUUAAAAGGUACAGCCGGGUCGAUUUGCGGUUAUUCCGUGGUCGAUCGCAGCGUCACCUAUGCAAGGCCGGAUUUGCAGCUGUCCGAGUCCAAAAUCUACAAUCGAUUACCUGAUCUUCACAUCCCGGCUGGUAGUAGCCCUCAGCAAGUCACACCGGACUGGAAAUAUUGCGAAAAAAAAAAUGGGGAAUCGGACUUUGACGAUCUUCGACGUCGAAAACGAUCGUAUUUCAUAGGGCAUUUCAGCGCGCAGUUCAAAGAUGCCAUGGAAGCCUUCGACAAUGCUGGAAUUCUUGUCAUGUCGGAUUUGAAUAUUGAAACUAGACCAUGUAGGGAAGUAUCGAGAAUUUUCCCUAUGUAUCUCAUGCGGCGCGGAGGAAUGGACCCAAGAUUUAAAAGCGCACGGGUGAGUGCAGAAUCCAUGCCAGCCGAGUCCAGGACAUUUUUUAGUGCGACGGAAGAUGUGAAUUCGUAUGACAGCGUGGUCGACUUGCAAUCGGCUGUUAGUGUCCGUUCCUACUUUCCCGAGACCUGGCUUUGGGAUUUGGUUACUCUUAAUUCCAAAGGAGAAUUUGGCAAAGCAGUCACCCUUCCUCACACGAUCACCACAUGGGUGGGACGGGCACUGUGUGUCUCAGAGUCGCACGGUUUCGGCAUGACCGCGGCCGUAGAUAUCGAAGCCUUCCAACCCUUUUUUGUUGAGGUCCACUUGCCGUACUCGGUGAAAAGGACUGAGAAACUGCAGCUCAAAAUCUCCGUAUUUAACUACGCACCUCAUUCGCUGCCUAUUCGACUGACGCUGGCCUAUUCGGAGCAAUUCGAAUUGAUAAGCGACUCCGAUUCGACGUUGUUGUGUGUUCCAGCCAGAAACAAUGUCGUCCAUCAUUUUGUUAUCCACGCCAUCGAGAUCGGCAAGCACAACGUUUCUGUAUCUGCCACGAUUGACGACAAUUUUCCAGGGGAAUGCGGACCAGAAAUUCUACCGAGUGCCAGCGAUAACGUGAUUAAGGAAUUGCUGGUAAUACCAGAGGGUUUCCCCGUUGAACGAAUUUAUUCUCACAUGGCUUGCCCCAAAGAUUUUGACGAGGAUAAGGCCCUCAUCUGGGAUCUGUCUUUACCCGAAGACCUGGUUGAAGGAUCGGCUAGGGCUUGGGUCACUGCCGUUGGUGAUCUUAUGGGACCUGCAUUACAAGGUUUGUCGGGUCUCGUUCGUUUUCCAACGGGAUGUGGCGAACAAAACAUGAUCCUUUUCACUCCGAAUAUUUACGUCACCCAGUAUUUGGAGGCUACCAAUCAACUGGAGCCUGCAUUUAAAGCUAAAGCCGUGAAUUUCAUGAAAAGCGGCUACCAACGGGAAUUAACAUACCGACAUCAUGAUGGCUCUUAUUCGGCUUUUGGUAAAAACGAUCCACAAGGCUCUUUAUGGCUGACUGCUUUCGUUGUCAAAUCGUUUGCUGCCUCACGCCGUUACAUUCACAUCGAUGACAAUGAACUUCAAACGUCCGUCAGGUGGCUCCAGUCGAAGCAGUUGGAAAACGGAUGUUUUCCAGUUGUUGGCACUGUUCUUCAUGCCGAUUUGAAGGGCGGAUUGGCGGAAAGUGAAGAAAAUUUAGCUCCAUUGACAGCCUUCACAUUAAUAUCACUCUUGGAAAUGCACUCCGAGGACAGCAAAACGACGGAAAGAAAAAAGACGAUGUUGACUGUCAAAAAGUUAUUGGACAAUACAUUACCUUGUCUGGAAUCCGAAGAGUCUGAGAUGACCGAUGUCUACACCAGAGCGUUAACCGCCUACGCCUUAACAUUGGCAGAUCGGUCUGAAUCCGCUCGACGUCACAUCGACUGGCUAAUGGCUCACGCGCAAAACAACAAUUCGCUACUUUGGUGGCAAAAGUCUGGAAGUGGCCCUGCCCUGAAUGUUGAGAUGACAUCGUACGUCUUGCUAAGCUUGGUGAAACUUGGCACUAACCAAGACUUAUUGCAGGCCCGCUCCAUCGUCCGUUGGCUGUCCAAGCAGCGCAAUAGCGAAGGAGGAUUUGUUUCAACUCAAGACACAGUUGUCGCCCUACAGGCUAUCGCGGCAUACGCUUCGGUUAUCGGGGCGCAAUCAGUUGAUAUGGAGAUACUCGUCACUGCUGGCGUUUACGAAAAUUAUGUCCGCAUUCGUGAACUUGAUCGUCUCGUGCAGCGCCGAAUCGAUCUUCCAUCGCCAUUGGCGACAGAAGUUCACAUUGACACUGUCGGUGAGGGUAGCGGUUGUGCGGUUCUCCAGGCUACGCUUCGCUACAACGUUCGAACGGCACCACCAGCCGCAUUGUUUCACCUGAACGUGAGCACAGCGCAGGAGACUGGUGGAGGAGGAGAGAAAUGUCGGCACCAGUUGGUCGUUUGCAGCCGAUAUCUCGGAUCUAAAAAUCAAGAAUCGAACAUGGCGCUGAUCGAGAUCGGAUUUGUUUCCGGCUAUGAAGUUGAUAAAGUGUCGCUCAAUAAAAACACACUGCCUGGAGUGAAGCGUCACGACGUUACGGGAGAUACGGUGGUUCUCUAUUUCGACCAAAUUACUUCGCAGACAGAUGUGUGCGUUUCGCUAGUCGCUCAACACGUCUACCAGGUCGACGAUGCCAAGGAGGCCAACGUCAAGAUUUAUGAUUAUUAUCAACCUGAACAUAGCAAAAUCGUCUCCUACAAUUUACCGAACGGAUGUUCUUUGUCGGAAGUAAAGCCAAUGGUAGCAGUGCCUUUGGCAGACGCUAUGACACUCUCAUUGCCUCGCCCGCUACUUGUGUCUAGAAAGGGAGUCCAGACAGAUGACACAUUAUCGGCAGCCGAUACUGUCAUCGUUGAACCAAUACCAACGAAAGAGGUUGUAAACGAGCCUCGAGGUUUGUUAGGCCAUUCCACUGUGGACGGUAUGAGAAACAAUAGCCGCAUUGCGCGAAUGAAUGACGCCGAAGACGUAGAUGUCGGGAAAAGCCCAAGACGCGCCAAUUUUGAUCUGGAUGUUUCAGAUAGAGGUGAAGGGCCUGUUCCAGUCUUCUCGCCCCCAGGUCACCUACGAGGUUGUCCGCGUUGCGCCCUAGGCUUACCUGGAGAUUUUCCAUCGUUGUACUGCCAGUCGAAAACUGUUUAUUUAGCUGAAACCCGACCAUCGCGUGGUCAGCGGCUAAGACUAGUUAACGAUAUUUCAUCGCAGCACCUGAAACCAGUGAAAAUGAAUUCAUCGAUCGAUUUGCUGCUCGAGCCUAAUUGCGAAUGCCACUUUUUCAAACCAGACGCUACCAAUCGCAGUGUCGUCGUACUCGGUCUCCCGGUCACAUCGCUUCCUUCUUCUCCCGCCAAAUUGGCGGUCGGACUAGAACUAUUGAUUAUCGAUUCAAAUCCAAAGCAGAUAAAUAUCAAGUCGAUUCGCAGCAAAUGCGGUCGAAUGGGGCCAUAAUAUCUAACAAAUGGUUUGCUUUAUUUUGUCACAUUACUGCAUUUAAUACAUUUGCGUUGCAACCGUUCAAUUAGCUGUAGCCUGUCCAGUUCGCGUCCUUCAAAAUUAUUUUUCACCUAUUCACCCAAUGAUAUAUCAUGUGCUGAAUUCUGUAUGUGUAUUCGUUUCUUCACCGCUGUCCAGCGUAAUGAUGGUAGCCCUUCAUUCAUUGUACCGUUAUUUAGUUCAAUAAACUAGGAAAUAGAAUUGA